AUGCAAUUAUCGGCAGUUUCACCGAUAACAAAAACUUAUUCACGAACAAUGAAGACAACCCAUUUAUUAAUUCGAGUUGUCUCGAGUGAAACAUUUACACGCUUUAUAAAUCGUGAACCAUUCAUUUUAUUACAACCACAAUGUGUCAUGCGUGCAUUUCAAAUAUGUAUUUAUCUACCAACAUUAUAUGAUGAUCCAUGGCUUAUAUUCAAAGCACCAAUAAGAUAA
Molecule: messenger RNA, 228 nt
Organism: Rotaria sordida
Lineage: Eukaryota; Metazoa; Rotifera; Eurotatoria; Philodinida; Philodinidae
Source: the annotation of a GenBank genome assembly